This is a messenger RNA of Carya illinoinensis, 834 nucleotides long. Its product is annotated as probable receptor-like protein kinase At5g24010. The coding region runs from base 134 to 829 and encodes 231 amino acids. Gene Ontology annotation, molecular function: protein kinase activity. The record is from RefSeq and is a predicted model, not a curated record. Lineage: Eukaryota; Viridiplantae; Streptophyta; Magnoliopsida; Fagales; Juglandaceae. The transcript has a single exon.
CAAGUCAUAGUCUUUCUUUAAGAUUUUCUUUGCUAUACAUGCAUAUCCCUGAAUUUCAUGAUUGUCACCACUUUUAUUCUAUUCUCAUAUACCCAUAACCACUGAAAAAGUAGCAAUCCUUACCAAAAUAUCUAUGGAAGUUCUUCCCUCCCAUAAGCUUUUAUUCCGACUCAGUCUUCUCUUACCUAUUCAUAUCACCUCACUUAUGCUCAUCUCUUCAGCUUACUCUCCUCCUGAUAAUUACUUCAUUAAUUGUGGAGCAAACUCCAAAACCAACGUCACUACCUCGGGUACCAGAACCCGAGUUUUCAUUGGUGAUCGGGGUUUCUUAGUCGGAAAGGCAGAAACUGUCAAAAACAACAACCCAACAGCAAGCACUUCACUUGAUCUAUAUCAAGCGGCAAGAAUUUUCCGACACCAGGCUUUAUAUAAGUUCAACAUCUACCAGACUGGUACAUACAUUGUACGCCUCCAUUUCUUUGUUUUCAUGUCACUGUAUACUGAUCGGCCUAUUCCUCGAUUCAAUGUUUCGGUUUUUGGGCAUUCACUUUUGACAAACUAUAGCUUCCAAAACAUGACUAGUUCUCCAAAGAUUGAGGAAUUCUUGCUCACCAUUCCAAAAGGUAAAUUUAAAAUUUUCUUCGUACCUUACCAGAAUUCUUCGGCUUUUGUGAAUGCCAUAGAAGUCUUUCUCGGCCCCGAGAGCUUCAUCCCUGAUGAGGCCCCUUACAUUACUUCUCAAGGAGCUAAGAAUAACUACAGUCAUUUGAGCUCCAAGGUUCUGCAUAAAGUCCAUAGGAUCGACGUUGGCGAAGACUCUAUAUCCUAGCAGGA